This is a messenger RNA of Cydia amplana, 443 nucleotides long. RefSeq lists its product as uncharacterized. The transcript is spliced from 3 exons. NCBI's taxonomy places the organism in Eukaryota, Metazoa, Arthropoda, Insecta, Lepidoptera, Tortricidae. Bases 1 to 441 code for a protein of 146 amino acids. The record is from RefSeq and is a predicted model, not a curated record.
AUGCAAGAGGGAGCCGUGGUGAAAUAUUCGAACCCGGCGUAUAUAACUAACGUGCACGUGUUUACGGUGCGGCGUCGGCGGAACGAUCCCUACCUCACCAACAUUACUGCCACUAUACAUACGGCUUUUGGCAAUAAUGUCACGGUAAAGUUUUCCUACUUGCUGCCAAGUGGCAACGCAAUCGAAUUCAGCACUCGUACUUGUGAUUCUAUUGAUAAACGUUGGAUUUACGACUUUGUGGCGACAUACUCUAAUUUAACUGAAUGUCCAGUUAAACCCGGUACAUAUCGCUACUUUAAUGUGGAAAUUCCGCCGAAGAACUUCCCUCUGCCAAUCCCCCCUGGUGUCAAGAAGGGAGAUAAAGGCAACGUGAAUUUCCAGCUGCUGAGAUAUGGAAAGGAAGUAAUUCUGGAUCUUUUCACCACCAUCCGCGCGUAUUGAUU